AUGUUCAGAAACAUAGGCUCCCAGACUUCCAAAUUUCACCAUAGUGUCCCCUUGAAAAAGGAGCAAUAUGAUAUUUUACUGAAUGUAUACGACUCCAUGAUUGACACUGACAAACGUUCAUCUCAUUUCAUUUACGUACGAGUUGAUCCUGAAAUAGCUUUCCAACGAGCUAUAAAAAGAGGAAGACCAGAAGAACGUAAUUUACCUCUAUCUUACUUUACAGAUUUACAUUCUCUAAUGGAUGAAUGGCUACUAGGUUCAAACAGCAGUAAGACAACAGUAGUUGAUGGAUUAAAAGACGCAGAACUACUUUAUAAUGAUGUACUCUCAGCAAUCAAUAGCAUUACAUUUUGA
Frankliniella occidentalis (western flower thrips) is the source of this 354-nucleotide messenger RNA. RefSeq names its product thymidine kinase 2, mitochondrial-like. Bases 1 to 354 code for a protein of 117 amino acids. The transcript has a single exon. The record is from RefSeq and is a predicted model, not a curated record. Lineage: Eukaryota; Metazoa; Arthropoda; Insecta; Thysanoptera; Thripidae.